This is a messenger RNA of Arabidopsis arenosa, 1522 nucleotides long. The record is from the annotation of a GenBank genome assembly. Lineage: Eukaryota; Viridiplantae; Streptophyta; Magnoliopsida; Brassicales; Brassicaceae.
AUUUGCAAAGCUCUGAAUUAGGAUACUGUGUGGUGUUUUGCAAAACUUCUCUUGUGUUAUGACUCUGGCUAAUGAUUUCGGAUAUUCAACCGCUAUGUCUUCAUCUUUUUCAGCUCUUCAUACUACUGUAGAAGACAGAUACCGCAAGUUGCCUAACUCUUUUUGGGUUUCAUCAGGUCAGGAACUGAUGAAUAACCCUGUACCCUGUCAGUCUGUCUCUGGUGGAAAUUCUGGUGGGUAUUUGUUUCCUUCUCCCUCUGGAUUCUGCAAUGUUUCAGCUGUCUCGCCUCAUGGAAGGAAUUCGCAAAACCAGCCACCUGUUUCCAUCGUUCCAAGAGAAAGAUUGGCUAUGCAGGAUUGCCCUUUGGAAGCUCAACCCCCCUUGUUGAUUAAUCAUCACCAUCAAGAGUUCACAGAUCCGCUUCCGGAGUUCUUUGAUUUCUCUGAUCAUGUUCCUGUUCAGAAUCUACAAGCAGAGAGCAGCGGAGUAAGGGUGGACUCAUCCGUGGAACUCCAUAAGAAAAGCGAAUGGCAAGAGUGGGCAGAUCAGUUGAUUUCUGUUGACGAUGGUUCAGAGCCAAAUUGGUCUGAACUUCUUGGAGAUCCAAGUUCCCACAAUCCAAAUUCUGAGAUACCUACACCAUUUUUGGAUGUUCGAAGGCAAGAGAUAAAAGCCAACCAGCAGCAACAGGUGGGUUCAUCAGAGGACCAGCUCAGUGGCAAAAACUCAUCAUCUAGUGUAGCAACAUCUAAACAACGCAUGCGUUGGACACCAGAACUUCACGAGGCAUUCGUUGAAGCUGUUAAUCAGCUCGGUGGUAGUGAACGAGCCACACCUAAAGCUGUUUUGAAGCUCUUGAAUAUCCCUGGCUUGACCAUUUAUCAUGUAAAAAGCCAUUUGCAGAAAUACAGAACGGCAAGAUAUAAACCGGAUACUUCGGAAGUUACAGGAGAACCUCAAGAGAAGAAAAUGACAUCUAUUGAAGAUAUCAAAUCUCUUGACAUGAAAACGAGCGUUGAAAUCACACAAGCUCUACGGUUACAGAUGGAAGUGCAGAAACGUCUCCAUGAGCAGCUCGAGAUUCAACGGUCACUGCAGUUACAGAUUGAAAAACAGGGCCGAUACCUACAGAUGAUGUUCGAGAAACAACAAAAGAUACAAGAGAACAAGAGCUCUUCCCCAGAAGCAUCACCAAAGCAAUGCAACGGUACAUCAGCAGAAGUCGAAGUUGGUCUUGAGACACGAACAGGGGACCAAAAUGAACCUGCUUCAGCAUCAAGGAAACGUGUCAGAGAAGAUUAAAAGAAGUUUAAUUUGAUCUCGUUGGCGAAACAUGUUUAUUGGGAAUUAAUUGUGGAAACCCAAAAACUCCAGUUUUGUUAAAAGAAUCUGUUUCUUUCCUAGCUUUGUGUUUAGUUCAGUUUAGAAACAGUUGCUUUGAAGGCCCUGCAACACUAACUAAAGACCAAGUACUGAAGAUGAUUGCUUGUGUUUUCGUGUACAUAAAACUCUGUAUUUGAU